Penicillium atrosanguineum is the source of this 975-nucleotide messenger RNA. RefSeq lists its product as uncharacterized. The coding region runs from base 1 to 975 and encodes 324 amino acids. The record is from RefSeq and is a predicted model, not a curated record. Lineage: Eukaryota; Fungi; Ascomycota; Eurotiomycetes; Eurotiales; Aspergillaceae. The transcript has 5 exons.
AUGGUCGGGGUCAUAGCAGACAACCUCGCCGUCAAUGACGGCCCCCUAACCUCUGAGAACGCAGCCUUCUUGCGUCCCUCCGAACCAAAUUUACCCAUCGAGGAACUCCGCAAGCGCUACGAAAAAGACGGCUACCUCUUCCUGAAGCAGGUCCUUCCCCGCGCCGAUGUCCUUGAAGCCCGUAACCAAUACUUCUCCUCUCUACAGUCGACUGGUGUUUUAAAGCCCGACACUGCGCCCGUGGAGGGUAUUUUUGAUCCGACAAAGAGCCACCUGGAGUACCCCGGCAUUGGAGCCGGUCAUGUCGACGGGAACGGGAGGCCGGGUGGUGAUAAGGCGGCACGGUUUGUUGAUCUCGCGCUGGACGCUCAUUAUAAGGAGUGGUAUGCCGAGAAGUUAUGUAACCAUCCGGCGCUGUUUGAGUUUAUUGCAAAGUUCUCUGGCUGGGGGAAGAAUACGCUUAGUCUGCGUCGCACGUUGCUUAGGAAUAAUAUUCCUGGCUCGAAGCCCAUUGGUGUUCAUUACGAUCAGAUCUUCCUGCGAUACGGUGAUCCCACCAGCGUCACAGCCUGGGUUCCACUAGGAGAUAUCAAGCUCAACGGCGGGGGUUUGAUUUAUCUCGAGGAUGGGGACAGCAUCGGCAUCGAAAUGGAGCAAGCAUUCUUCACCAAGGCCAAACAAGCGGGUCUCUCUGACGAGGAAGCCCGAUCAGCUUUCAACUCCAACAUGAUGGCAACAGGUCUCCUUUCAGAGACCCCAGCUCAAUUCGCUCUUGAACACGGUCGGAAAUGGCUAGUGUCGGCUUUUGAGGCUGGUGAUGUUGUCCUGCACAAUCCUCAUAUGAUUCAUGCAUCGACUAUUAAUAAUGACCCCGAUAACGUUAUUCGUCUUGCGACUGAUUUGCGGUUCUGUGAUUCUUCGAAGCCUUAUGACAAACGAUGGAUGAACCACUAUACUUUCAACGAUGGGGUUUAG